Penicillium salamii is the source of this 4173-nucleotide messenger RNA. The record is from the annotation of a GenBank genome assembly. NCBI's taxonomy places the organism in Eukaryota, Fungi, Ascomycota, Eurotiomycetes, Eurotiales, Aspergillaceae.
AUGACUGCGAUGGCGCAGACUCUUGAGUCCAGGCCUACCGUCGUGGACUUUCGCGAUGACAGCCCGUGGGUGCAACUAGCCAAGGCCCACUGGUUGGAUGCGAAAGUCCGCAAGGCCAAACCCGAUGUGAUUAAGAAGCAAUUGUGGGAUCCUUUGGAGGCAGAUGGCUUCAACAGUCGCUCCUUGUUGAUCUUGGAGAACCUGAAUAUCCUCGAGAAGUUCCUAUGGCCAACUUACACUGGCGAUGCUUCCAAUCACCACGUACUAUUGAUCGCAUUGAUAGUCAGCGUUAAGCACCGCGAACAUCUGCCCAUUUGGGAUAUCUUCUCCGAUCGCGCCGAUGACUUCUCCAACCUUUUCCACCGCAUUCUCUCUAUGAGCAUCGACCCCUCCCUCCCAACACGCUCUCGACUCUCUAUCAUCUCCUUCAUCAUCAGCGCGUUCCAGUCACUUGAAAAUGUACUGAUCCGGAAAGAAUGCGCGCCCCUGGUUUCGAUAUCGGUCUGGCACAACCUGGCAAGCGAUGAAACGAGAAAUCGCAUCAUUGCCAAAGCCCCGACGUUGAAGAAGACAUGGAAGGCAUCCGGGAAGAGGUACGAGGCAGGUGAUGAAGCUGCCAAGGCGAAGAUGCGCUUCGAGCGCUCAUGGCUAUACACAAUGCUCCUGGACUUCAUUCACAGGCUCAAUGCACCCGAGCAGGCCGAGAAUCUCCUAUACUGCGAAAGAUUCAUGGAACUUUUGGUCGAUCUCGAAAGCCAGCUUCCUACUAGGCGCUAUGUGAACACAUUGUUGAGGGACCUCAACCUUUUGGCUAUCAUUCGCCUUUCACACCUCUAUCGUGAGCCUUCAAACGCUCUUCUGCGCGACUUCCACGGUCUUCUCAAGCAUUUUGUUGAGUUCGCGAUCGAUGACUACACUGGUGAGGCUCUAACCCCACAGGGAGUCUACGAUCGUCAUAGCCAGGAGCUGGCUCAAUUGCAAAGAACCUCGAUGAAGUUGUUUAAAGACAAGCUCAUGAUCCUUGCGCUGUCUAACCUGGGCUCAAUCGAGCAGCGAUCUGAUCUUGAAGGGCAACUGUCUUCGCUUGAUGAUUCAGAACUUCAGACACUGACCUCUGCCCUGGGAUUCCGCACGGCUUAUCCCAAGUCGGCGAACGUUAACCCAGACCGCCAGUUCUACCUAGAGGUUCUGGCAUCAUUCUAUGAGCGCAAGAUUCCGUUCCAAGAAGCUGUUGAAAAAUUAAAUCCGCUCCCCACGGAAGAGAACCUCUACGACCCAGCUUUACUCAGAAAUGAGACAUAUGACGGAUCUAGGCCUCUCGCGAUCCCCAAAUUGAACCUCCAAUAUCUCAGCCUUGGGGAUUUCCUAUGGCGCUCAUUCCUGCUUUAUCGCUCGGAAGCUUUCUUCCAGAUUCGCAAGGAUAUGGAGUCUGUUGUCAAGCGCAUGCAGCCCAAGGCUGUUCGUGACGGAAGUCUGAACUUUGAGGGCUUCUCCCGAAUGGCAAUCCCCAUCUCCAAGCCUGCCAUCAUCGACGUCGCCCCUCCUAAGGUUGGCGCAACCAAACCGGCCUUCGUCCGGGCUGAGAUCGCGAUCGAGGUUGGAAGACUCGCAGACAAUGUCAGGAAAGAAUGGGAUUCGCUUCGUCCUGAUGACGUUGUCUAUCUGCUGGCAGUUCAAGGACAGGGUGCGGAGGCUCCUCGGAUGACCCAUCUUCGAACCGCCGAAAUUGUACAGGUUCUAGAUGAGCAAGGUCGGGCAUUGCGACAGAACUCCGGUCAGGCUAAUGGACACUUGCCCAGGGCCCGAUUGCGCCGUUUGAUUGUUCAUUUGGACGCGGCUGCCUUCAAGGCCGAUCAGGAUCAACAGGCUCAGGGCAAGCCCGAUAUCUAUCCACUCAUCAACAUUGUUGCUCGACGCAAGGGUAGGGAGAAUAACUUCAAGUCAAUCUUGCAGACCAUGCAAAGGCUUAUCGUCUCGGACAUGACACUUCCAUCUUGGCUUCAGGACAUCUUCCUCGGCUAUGGAGAUCCCGCUGGUGCGCAAUACACACAACUGCCCAACCGGCUCCGGAAGGUUGACUUCCGUGAUACACUUUUGGAUUGGUCUCAUUUGAUUGAGAGUGUUCCGGGCAUUGAACCCUCAGGUUCCGAAAAUUCAAGCUUCGGUCCUCCGUAUGUUCUUGAAUACGAUGACCAAGAGUCAGCUGCCGAGCCACCUGCUCCCAAAAAGCGACGCCGCGAGCAACCCCAGGAAGCCUCUACUCCUUCCACUGUGCGCGUCUCCUCAUACAAGCCACCUAACCCGGGUCCCUAUCCCGUUGACGCUCCCAGGUUGAACCAAGUGCGGUUCACUCCUGCUCAAGUUGAGGCAAUCGCGUCAGGAACACAGCCAGGACUCACUGUCAUCGUGGGACCUCCUGGUACUGGAAAGACUGAUGUCACGACACAAAUUAUUAACAAUAUUUAUCACAACUUCCCUAAUGAGCGGACAUUGCUCAUUGCCCACAGCAAUCAAGCACUCAACCAACUCUUCCAGAAAAUCAUCGCUCUUGAUAUUGACGAAAGGCAUCUCUUGCGUCUCGGUCACGGCGAGGAAGAAUUGGACACCGACUCUAACUACAGCAAGCAUGGACGAGUCGAAUCUUUCCUUGAUAACCGUACCGCCUAUCUAUCUGAAGUGAUGCGUUUGGCUGCAUCUCUGGGGGUCGAGGGUGCACAUGGAAACUCAUGCGAGACUGCUGGUUACUUCAACACAGUCUAUGUGCAGCCAACUUGGGCGAAGUUCUGGGAUCGAGCCAAGUCUGAGGAGGUAUCAACUGAGGACAUUGUUACAUCUUUCCCCUUCCAUACAUAUUUCUCAAAUGCCCCCCAGCCGCUCUUCUCCACUGAAGCCACAAAGGAGUCCAUCCUUGACAUCGCUUCAGGCUGUCAACGGCACAUCGCCAAAAUUUUCUCUGAGUUGGAAGACAUUCGACCCUUUGAGAUUUUGAGGCAACCGCGAGACAAGGCAAACUAUCUUCUGGUGAAGGAGGCUCGGAUCAUCGCAAUGACCUCGACGCAUGCCGCUAUGCGCCGCCAGGAAAUUGCCGAUCUUGGCUUCCACUACGAUAACGUGGUCAUGGAAGAAGCCGCCCAGAUCACCGAAGUCGAGAGCUUUAUUCCCAACGCUCUGCAGAAUAUGCAAAGCGGCGAACUUCCUCUUAAGCGUGUCGUUCUCUGUGGUGACCACUACCAGAACUCACCGGUCAUCCAAAACAUGGCUUUCCGCCAAUACGCUCACUUUGAGCAGAGUCUCUUUUUGCGACUGGCACGUCUUGGUGUUCCUGUGAUCAACCUUGACAAGCAAGGACGUGCAAGAUCGAGCAUCGCAGAGCUCUUCCGCUGGCGAUACCAGGAGCUUGGCGAUCUGCCCGUCGUGCAAACCGCCCUCGAGUACCAGAAAGCCAACGCUGGAUUCCAAUUCGACUACCAGUUCAUCAAUGUUCCUGACUAUCAAGGGAAUGGAGAGCGCGAGCCGACUCCCCAUUUCAUCCAGAACCUAGGUGAGGCAGAGUACGCAGUUGCCAUGUACCAGUACAUGCGACUGCUUGGCUACCCAGCCUCCAAGAUCUCAAUCUUAGCUACGUAUGCUGGCCAAACGGCUCUGAUUCGGGAUGUGUUGAGCCACCGGUGCGGAAAGAACCCCAUGUUUGGAAUGCCCAAGAUCGUAACGACGGUCGAUCGUUAUCAGGGAGAGCAGAAUGAUUACGUAAUCCUCUCCCUCACCCGUACCCGCAGCGUCGGCUACCUCCGCGACGUCCGUCGUCUAACGGUAGCGCUGUCCCGCGCCCGACUGGGUCUAUACAUUCUCGGUCGUCGCGAAGUCUUCGAAUCAUGCUACGAGCUCAAGCCAGCCUUCGAUCUGCUCCUGCAACGCCCAGACAAAUUGAUGCUCUCCCCUGGUGAGAUGUUCCCUUCAUCCCGGGAUGCCAGCGCCGCUGUUGAGGGCACCCCCAUGGAAAGUGUGGAGCAUCUUGGUCAAUAUGUCUUUGAAAUGACUCAGGCUAAGGUCAAGGCUAUGGGUGAUGGAGAUAUUGUGAUUGAGGAUGCUGCGCCGGUCGAAGAGGACGGUCUUUUGGAGGAUGAGGAUGAGCUUAUGGGUGCUGAUGAGGAUGAGGAUAUUGAUAUUGUAUGA